CGCCGCGGCGGCCGCAGGGCUGGGCGAGAACGGGAGCGGAGGCCGGUGCCAGCGCAGGCUGUCCCCGGGAAGGGCUCUCUCCGGGCAGGACGAGCCCGGAAAGCGGCUCGCAGGGAAGGCUCUCCCGGGCGGGCUGUCCCCGGGGAGCGCCGUCAGCCCCGCCGCCAUGUCGGGGGCGCGCGGGGCUCCCCCAUGGCCGUGACGCGCGUUGCCAUGGCGACGGCCGGGCGGCGUUGGGGGGGUGGCGGGAUGACAACAAAUAUGGCGGAGAGGAGCAGGACGGCAGAGACGGGCAGUGCCAUGGGAAGUGAUGAUAUCAUAGCAGGGAACGUGAGCAAAUACAUUGUUCUCCCAGCUGGUUACUGUGGACAGCCAAAAAAAGGACAUCUUAUAUUUGACGCCUGUUUUGAAAGUGGGAACCUUGGCCGGGUGGACCACGUCACAGAGUUUGAGUAUGACCUCUUCAUUAGGCCAGACACCUGCAACCCUCGCUUCCGAGUCUGGUUCAACUUCACUGUGGAAAACGUGAAGGAAUCACAGAGAGUGAUUUUCAAUGUUGUCAACUUCAGUAAAACAAAAAGCCUCUACAGAGAUGGAAUGGCUCCAAUGGUGAAAUCCACAAGCCGACCAAAAUGGCAGAGAAUCCCCUCCAAAAACGUGUAUUACUACCGCUGCCCAGACCACAGGAAGAACUAUGUCAUGUCCUUUGCUUUCUGCUUCGACCGAGAGGACGACACUUUCCAGUUUGCCUACUGCUACCCCUACACCUACACUCGCCUCCAGCACUACCUGGACAACCUCCAGAGGAGGAACAUGGACUACUUCUGCAGGGAGCUGCUGGGGCUCAGCGUGCAGAAGCGGCGGCUUGACCUCCUGACAAUAACCAGCCCCGCAAACCUGCGUCCAGGGGCUGAACAGAAAGUGGUGUUCAUCACUGCACGGGUCCAUCCUGGGGAAACUCCCUCCUCCUUUGUCUGCCAAGGUAUAAUUGAUUUCCUGGUGAGCCACCAUCCGGUUGCAAAAGUACUGAGAGACCACCUGGUCUUCAAGAUUGCUCCCAUGCUCAAUCCUGAUGGAGUUUACCUGGGAAAUUACAGGUGCUCCCUGCUGGGGUUCGAUCUGAACCGGCACUGGGCAAACCCCUCCCCGUGGGCUCACCCCACCCUGCACGGCGUGAAGGAGCUCAUCAUCGACAUGUACAACAACCCGAAGAUUAACCUGGAGUUCUAUAUCGACAUCCAUGCCCACUCCACCAUGAUGAAUGGCUUCAUGUAUGGGAACAUCUUUGAAGAUGAGGAAAGAUUUCAGCGACAAGCUGUUUUUCCCAAGCUACUCUGUCAGAAUGCUGAAGACUUCUCUUAUACAACAGCCAGGAGCACCAGCUGCUCUGGCUCUGCCCUGCUGCUGGCCAGGAGAACAGAGGUACCCUCAGGAGGGACAGACCCAUGGAACCAUCCCCAGGCACAGUGGUGGGAGCUGGAGAAGCAGGACAAGAUCGUUGGAGAGAAAAGCAGUGUCAGGAGUCAUCCUCAGCCACUACUAGACCUGACUGGCCGGAUUUCUGCAGAAGUAAAGACUGUCAUAUCAGUUUGACCUUCCUUACAAAUAAAUAAACAAACGAUAAAGAGAUCUCACAGUGAUGCGUGAACCUGAUGUCUCAUGCUCACUUGUUUUGAUGUGUCUAAUGUAAGUGGGCGGGUAAUAAAAGCUUCAUUUAGAAGCCACUGUUUUCAACAGCGCUGCUGGAAGCCCCUGGGAUGCUGCACUUCUGGAAUUUUCCUCUAAUGGAAACAUCAGCAGAUAGCUAUUGAUAAAGCAGAACGUGCACAGACGCACGCAGAAGAACCCAGCAAUGGUUUAUCUUCCUGGACUGCUGGGUGUUGGAUGCAAAGGUCUCUUCAGGCUCCCUGGGCUCUGUACUCACCUCAGCUGCUGCCCUGCUGAAAUGCUCCUCCAGGGCAGUGCCCUAGAGCACCAUGUGGUUGUUGCAGCCUGUGUAGGCAUCAGUUCAAAAUAAGCAAAUAAAGGAGCCUUCAGCCCCCACAGCACGGCUGUGGAUCAUGGGGUCCACUGGAUAUCUCCCAGCUGGACAUUACCCUGUAGGUGAUAAGGAGAUGCUGCUCUGUAACAGGCAAACUAAUGCUGACUUUUCACAAGGACAGCAGAUUCACCCCAUGGACAUGUUGUCUGGGAUAUUGUUUUUCAAUGCAAUCCACAGGUUAUUCAACUUCUUUGUAAGCAGCCGAGUCUUCAGGAAGGUCUGGUUCCUGUGCCCCUGAGGUCUCCAUGGCAGCUUUGAUGUGCAGCUCCUGCCUAAUGCUGGGUUUAGGGGUCAGCUGAAGGAGAAAUCAUGUCUAGUGAGGAGAGAAGACACACCAGAGUUACUGCUGAACUCGUUAAGGUAACCUACUGUCCUUCCAGGCUGGUGCAAAAUCACCAUUUCAGGUCCUGAAUACAACACAGAGAGAGAACAGUGAAUUCUCCCACGACACUCUGGGGGUCAGAGCUAAAGGUGUGGAGGGCUGCAGCAUUAAUCCCAACCUUCAGUACACUGGUCCAUGGCAGGUUCACACCAUGGUAUAGCUGACCUUGUAUCCUGGAUACAGAAAUACUGCCUGUAUCCAAGCAUUUUAAGGUAAUUAUUUUCCCUGAAUGUGGAAAUUGGAAGGCCCCUUUUGUCUGGUGUAUUAUUUCAUGAGAACCACAGGGAUCUGCAGCCAGGCAUGGGGGAAAGGGAGAUUGUUUGCUCCUGUCUGUGUUUUUAUGCAGCAUCUGCCUGUGAAAACAAGAAGCAAACAAGAUGACCCUCACCUUAUCUGCCUCUGUAAGUCAUUUUUGCCUGAAGCCUGAGCUCUGUGGGAUGGUUGAUGUAA
Molecule: messenger RNA, 2873 nt
Organism: Prinia subflava (tawny-flanked prinia)
Lineage: Eukaryota; Metazoa; Chordata; Aves; Passeriformes; Cisticolidae
Product: BEN domain-containing protein 5-like
Exons: 11
Coding region: 193-1593 (466 amino acids)
Biological process (GO): proteolysis; protein side chain deglutamylation; negative regulation of DNA-templated transcription
Molecular function (GO): metallocarboxypeptidase activity; DNA binding; zinc ion binding
Source: RefSeq, a predicted model, not a curated record